AUGAGCGCGAUCCUGUCGGCUGACGACUUGAACGAUUUCAUUUCGCCUGGGGUCGCGUGCAUCAAGCCCGUCGAGUCACUGCCCCAGAAGAGUACAAAGGACACCGAGGUUGGUGGUGUUUCGUCCUUUUUGUCGGAUCUGCAUGGCCCCUCAUUUGCUAACUCUCAAUCUCAGAACCCUUACGAAGUAACGACAGAAGACAAAGUACAGCCUGAAAACCUACCUCCGGCCCAGAUUUCUUUGACAGACUGCCUGGCCUGUUCCGGUUGUGUCACCUCGGCGGAAGCGGUUCUGAUCUCUUUGCAGUCUCAUGCAGAGGUCCUAAACACUCUCGAUGCCUAUCCAGAAAUCCCAUUGCCACAAGAGCAGGGGGCCACGCUCGCAGAUACUGGGAACUUGGGGGAUGGCAAGAUAUUCGUUGCCAGUGUGAGCCCGCAGGUUAGAGCUGGCUUGGCCGCCACGUACGGGUUGUCGGAGAAGGAAGCGGGGUACAUGAUUGAUCAUCUCCUACGGGGCCCGCAGGGACUACGCAGCGGUGGAAAGCAUGGCAGUGGCUUUACAUGGGUUGUGGACACGAACGUUAUGCGAGAGGCCGUCUUGGUCCUUACUGCCGAUGAAGUUUCAAAUUCAAUCGCCGAGAAGGCCCCCGCCGCCGACGAGUCGGAGCCUGCCCUUCCUAAACGACCCAUCUUGUCAUCUGCUUGCCCGGGUUGGAUUUGUUACGCGGAAAAGACCCAUCCCUUCGUCCUGCCUCAUUUGUCCCGAUUGAAGUCUCCCCAGGCUCUUUCAGGCACCUUCCUCAAGACUGUUUUGAGCAAGUCACUUGGGGUCCCACCGUCUCGCAUCUGGCAUCUAGCGGUCAUGCCAUGUUUCGACAAGAAACUAGAGGCCAGCCGCGAAGAAUUAACUGACGUGUCUUGGCAGCCCACUGGUGUCCAUAACGAGUCUGAACCACAUCAGCCUAUUCGAGAUGUGGAUUGCGUGAUAACGACUCGCGAGCUUCUCUCUUUGGCUGCAUCUCGGGGUCUUUCUUUGCCCAAUCUACCUCUCCAACCACUAUCUCACAUUCACACUCCCCCAUUGCCAGUGAAAGCUUUGGAUUCUUUUAUUUCAUCCAAACGCUAUACUGGUGAGCAGUCCCUCGAAACAGGCACCUCUGGAGGCUACCUUUACCAUGUUCUCAAGACCUUCCAAGCUCGAAACCCUGGUAGCGAUAUUGUGACGAACCGGGGCCGUAAUGCGGAUGUUGUCGAGUACAUUCUCACCUCGCAGGAUGGGCAGCCGAUUCUGAAAGCGGCUCGUUACUAUGGCUUCCGGAACAUUCAAAAUUUGGUCCGGAAGCUGAAACCCACCCGAUCAUCUCGGAUGCCUGGAGCAAAGCCCAUGGCAGCGGGACGCCGUCAGCCCAUGUCCCGAAAUGCUACAUCUGGAGGGUCGGGCUCGGAUUACGCAUAUGUCGAGGUGAUGGCUUGCCCUGGUGGCUGCACGAAUGGCGGCGGGCAGAUUCGGGUAGAGGAUGCCAGAGAUGCUGCUGGAUCUUCAGAGGCCGGAACAUUGGAAGAUGGUACGGCGUCCAAGCCAUCUCCACAUGAGCAGCGAGCGUGGCUUGCCCGGGUUGAUGAGGCAUACUUCUCUAUGGAAUCCGAUACGGAGUCUGAGCAAGACCAAAAGCCCACUCAGCUCUCGAUAAGCGAGAAAGAGGCCCUUAUUCAUAAGGACUUGCGCUCCUGGUCAAACUUUAUGGGUAUACCCCUUUCGAAGCUGGUAUAUACGACUUAUCGCAAAGUGGAGAGCGACGUCGGUAAAGAUCAGACCUCCGCCAACGACACCACUAAAGUGGUCGAGCUUGCUGGUAAGAUCGGUGGUGGGUGGUAA
This is a messenger RNA of Penicillium cataractarum, 1875 nucleotides long. RefSeq names its product iron-sulfur cluster assembly protein NAR1 (gene nar1). The record is from RefSeq and is a predicted model, not a curated record. NCBI's taxonomy places the organism in Eukaryota, Fungi, Ascomycota, Eurotiomycetes, Eurotiales, Aspergillaceae. Bases 1 to 1875 code for a protein of 624 amino acids. Gene Ontology annotation, molecular function: enzyme regulator activity; 4 iron, 4 sulfur cluster binding. Gene Ontology annotation, cellular component: cytosolic [4Fe-4S] assembly targeting complex. The transcript has a single exon. Gene Ontology annotation, biological process: iron-sulfur cluster assembly; regulation of nitrogen utilization.